Messenger RNA from Hirundo rustica (Barn swallow), 2487 nucleotides. RefSeq names its product interferon regulatory factor 5 (gene IRF5). Gene Ontology annotation, molecular function: DNA-binding transcription factor activity, RNA polymerase II-specific; RNA polymerase II cis-regulatory region sequence-specific DNA binding; protein binding. The coding region runs from base 650 to 2110 and encodes 486 amino acids. Gene Ontology annotation, biological process: immune system process; regulation of transcription by RNA polymerase II. The transcript has 8 exons. Gene Ontology annotation, cellular component: nucleus. The record is from RefSeq and is a predicted model, not a curated record. Lineage: Eukaryota; Metazoa; Chordata; Aves; Passeriformes; Hirundinidae.
UGAGGGGACAGGCGGGGACACCCGGCUCGAAGGACCACGAUCAGGACUUUUCCUGUCCCCGCGUCACCCAUGUGUUCUCCGUGUCCCCCCAUCCCACGCGUGUCACCCGCUGUGUUCUGCCCCGUCUCCGUGUCCCCGUCCCCCCUCAUCCUAUGACCGUGUCCUCCCCAUCCCAUGUCCCUGUCUCCUCGUGUCACCCCCGUGUCCCUCCACGUCCUCGUGUCCUCGCUGUGUCCCCCCAUGUCGCUACGUGUGUCCCCCAUCCCUCGUGUGUCCCCUGUCCCCUGUGUACUCCCCCUGUCCCUCCGUGUCCCCGUGACCUCCCCUCGUCCCUCAUGUCCCUUGUCCCACGUCCCCCUCACGUCCCGCACUCCCUGUGUCCCACUGUCCCCCCUGUCCCUCGUGUCCCUCCGGUCCCCUCCCUUCUCAUCUCUUUUCUUUCCCCGAAGCCACCGCAGCUUCUGCUUUCGGGCCGUGGGUGACGCCCCGCAGCACCCACGGGGGAGACGGAGCUGGGGGGGGCUCGCCCGCCCUCCUGGCCCUGAAAGCGGAACCGGGGCCCCGCACGGCUCCUCGGGGGGGCCCGUUCCUCUUUCCGGACCCGGGGCGACACGCGGGGUGAGGAGGUGGCCGCCGGUGUCCCCAGGCCAUGGACCCCCCCCGGCGGGUGCGCCUCAAGCCCUGGCUGGUGGCCCAGGUCAGCAGCCGGCGCUUCCCGGGGCUCCACUGGCUCGACCCCGAGCGCCGCCGCUUCGUCAUCCCCUGGGGACACGCCACCAGAAACCCCCCGGGGCCGCAGGACCACGACACCAUCUUCAAGGCGUGGGCGCAGGAGACGGGCCGGUACCGGGCCGGGGACCCUCCGGACCCCCCGCGCUGGAAAGCCACCCUGCGCUGCGCCCUCAACAAGAGCCGCGAGUUCCGGCUGCUGCUGGACGGGCCCCGCGCAUCCCCGGCCCGGCCCUUCCGCGUGUACGAGCUCUGCGAGGAGCCCCCCGGGGCUGCAGACGGCGGGGACGAGGAUGACUAUGGCUGCAGCGGGGAGGAAGACGUCAGCCAGCUCCAUAAGAUGACAUCCCUGAGCAUCGAUGACACGCAGCACGGGGGGGACGCGCUGCCCCCCUACUCCUGGCCCAAGGAGGAGCCCCCCCCCUUUGCCAGCUGCUGCCCCCCGGGGCCCUUUGGGCCUCUGGCACUGCUCCAGGGGGAGGCGGGGGGCAGCGCCCACGGGACCCCGGAGCUGCUCCCCGGAGCCCUCGCUGAGACGGGGCCCCCCCUGGACCCCCCGGGGCCCUCGUCCAGCUGCCCGGUGGCACCGACAGAGCACCUGGUCCCGGACCUGCUCGUCAGCCCCCACAUGCUGCCACUGACUGACCUGGAGCUGAAGUUCCAGUACCGGGGCCGCCAGGUCUGUGCCCUGACUGUCAGCAACCCCCACGGCUGCCGGCUGUUCCACAGCAGCCUGGAGCCCACGCGGGAGCAGGAGGAGCUCUUCGGGCCCCUGACGCUGGAGCAGGUGCCCUUCCCUGCUCCCGACGCCAUUCCCAACGAGAAGCAGCGCUUCUACACCCACCAGCUGCUGGACGUGCUGGACCGAGGGCUCAUCCUGGAGCUCCAGGGCCAGGAUCUCUUUGCCCUCCGGCUGUGCCAGUGCAAGGUCUUCUGGACGGGGCCCUGCGCCGCUCCCCGGCCUGGCCCCAACCCCAUCCAGAGGGAGAGGAGGACCAAGCUCUUCAGCCUCGAGGGCUUCCUCAAUGGCCUCAUCCAGUUCCAGAAGGGGCAGACCCCCACGCCGCCCCCCUUUGAGAUCUUCCUGUGCUUCGGCGAGGAGUGGCCGGACCAGAAGCCCAAGGAGAAGAAGCUGAUCACGGUGCAGGUGGUGCCGGUGGCGGCGCGGCUGCUGCUGGAGAUGUUCUCCGGGGAGCUGUCCUGGUCGGCCGACAGCAUCCCGCUGCAGAUCUCGCACCCCGACCUCAAGGACAGGAUGGUGGAGCAGUUCAAGGAGCUGCACCAGCUCUGGCAGAGCCACCAGCGGCUGCCGCCGGCGCAGCCCCUGCCCGGCCCCUCCGCAGGGCCCUGGGCGCUGCCGCCCGGGCCCCUGCGCCCCUGACAGGGACAGCGACAGCGACAGGGACGGGGACAGCGACAGCCGUGGCAGCGCCAGCCGGGCUGAGUCACUCCGUGGCCGCCUGGGCUGGUGGGGCCGGGGCCGCCCAGCACCAUCCUCAUCCUCAUCCCUGUCCCCAGAGCUGCCAGCGACCAGCGCCCGGGGGAUCGGAGGGGAAGGGGACGGUGACCACGGGUGCUCCACCGGACCCCCCUCCCUGCAUUCCCUGAGGAUAUUCCCUGAGGAUAAUCCCCCUGGGGUUUUGGGGAAAAUGGCGAGAAAAUGGGGGCUGGAGCCACCUUGGACCUGAAUCCCCCAGGGAUGGGGGAUAACCAGCCCUGGGAGAGGAACCAGAGGGAGCUCGGGAAGUUUUAAUUUAU